Branchiostoma belcheri (Belcher's lancelet) is the source of this 2813-nucleotide messenger RNA. RefSeq lists its product as uncharacterized. The transcript is spliced from 6 exons. The record is from RefSeq and is a predicted model, not a curated record. Bases 1 to 813 code for a protein of 270 amino acids. Lineage: Eukaryota; Metazoa; Chordata; Leptocardii; Amphioxiformes; Branchiostomatidae.
AUGGCUGAUUUCGGCCUGACGGUGUACACGUGUAUAGGUCUGCAGAACGACGUACUGAGGGAAGCUCUGACACAGAUCACAGUGGGAUAUCCUAGAAUACUGGAAGAAAGUUCUGGUGGUGGCUUACAUGCUACUCAGUACCUACUUCCUGUCCAUGGUGAUGUCUGCAAUACUGGCCAUGUACUCUUGGUGCACAAGUCCGGAUUUCCAGUGCUUGCUGUGGUUUUGGCUGAUUGGUCAAGGGGCACUCAACGUCAUGGGUCUGGGCCUGAACAUAGCAUACCUCAUCAUGCUGGUCAAUCCGGAGCGGGAUUGUGGAAAACAUACUUUUCGUCAGCAGCACAGUUUGUCGGUCACCUUAUUUUUACGAUCCUGACGUCGAUAGUCCUGACCAGCCAUCUGCAGAACUUGAGAAAGGGUCUGGGGAAGAACCUGCGAAUCUACUUCUCCUCACUGGUACCCAGGGACCUCACCACACACACCAACCACGGAUACCGCACAAGAACUGGUGAAGAAGUGUACGAGGAUGUACGGAAUCCUGGCAGGACGGCGUCCCAGCGAUCUACAACUAAAACUGACGAUUACUACACCUAUCCCAUGGUACCCUUGCCCCCGCCCCGCCCCCGUCCCCUAGCCAAGCCGCCCAGUGGAUUGCCUGAACCUGAAGCUAGUGGGGACGUACCAGGACCUGAAGCCAGCGGAGACGUACCAGGACUUGAAGACAGGCCGCUUAGCGGCGAGUACCUGGACCUGAACCCAUCGGUGUACCAGGACCUGAGGCCAACGGUGUACCAGGGUCUGCAGAAGAACUAGGGUAGAUCGCUUCCAUCCACCUCAGAACAACAAAGGAAUGUCGUUUCCCGUCUGCUGAACAAACAAAUCAUGUGACCCCUACCCUGAUACUAAUUUUUCCACCCCUUUUACCCUAUGACCCUUCCUCCCUACCCUACCCCUCGUCAGGUCAUUUGUGGCUCAACCUUUCACUGUACGGUCACAAUUGUUUGGCUCCCGAUCAUUGUUUCGUUAGGUCACUACCCUAAUUGUGUGCGUUUGUCUGUGAAAUAGACGGGAAACAUAGUUCUCUUCGGAGCUUGCGAAGAACAGAACGGAAUUUACCAUCCCGCGUGAUUUUUCAACGUAGUUUCUGAUAUCACUUUCUGAUUGCUUGUUCUAUUAUACAUGAUACCGCGAUUUCUAUUAAUGACUUUACAAAUCAAAUACACAUUGACAUGUAACAAUUAAUGUAUUGCGGCCAUAUAGGGCAGUAUCUAAAAACUCCGCAAUCGAUAAAGGUAUUUCGACCAUGAAAAGUAUAUUCUCAUGCAGUCGUUUUGAAAUUACUUAGUGUCAUAGUGUGUUUGUCUAAUAAUAUAUAGUCAUACAUGCUAUGUAUACUUUGUAGCUUGUAUAUUUUUCAUAUCAUUUUAUAUAAUAGCCUAGUAGUCACUUUCCCUUUGUCAAAGAAUACCUCAAUUGCAUUAUCUUAAAUUGGAAUUUUUACGUAUAUGCAAAGGCGUGGAUUAUUAACAUGAAUUGGUUGUAAGAAAAGCAUAUUUAAACAUAUAAAAUUAUAAUAUUUCAAUCCCUUUAAAAUAAAUGUUUCUGUACUAAUAUAUGGCUGUAUGAAUAUAAUCUUAGUAGAGGAACACGCAAUGUUUAUAUAUAUAUCAGCAUAUAUGCACAUUUAUACGCGACAAUAAACACAAACACACAUACAUACAUACAUACAUACAUACAUACAACUUAAACAUGCACAACUCAAAAGCAUCAUUACCUUUAAAGGUACCUCCUAGGUAUUAACUAGGUGUAUAAUGAGCAUAUCAUAUCAUAUUUGUUUGAAAUAUUGUAAUGUUGUCUUUUUGAUAAUUUGAAUUUCACUAUAAUUACUGUUUUCAUCAUAAUGCUGGGGAUUAAGGUCACAUUUAAGGUCAAAUAAAACGGACAUUGGCAAUUAGACGGUUUCAGUUGUGACUUCUCUUGAUGCAGUCGAUUGUGGUCCGGAUCUUGUAGAUUAUGUUUUUUUUUUAUUGUAAGCUGUUUUUUUAACAGUGACAAGUUGGAAGGGUAAGGAUACUGACAACCAAAUUUUCGAUGACUAUCAGAUGAGUCUAUCUUGUUCACGGAAAGGCGUAGUCUCGCGAGAGCUCGAGAUUAGGCCCGGGACUUGCAGCUUCCAACUUCUCAAUGUUGAAAGAAUCCUCUAGUAACUGUAUCUACACGAAUGGAUCUCUUGAACGAAGCUGGUUUUGUAUUUAGGUUAUAGAUUACCUUACGUCGGGUAGUUUUUUGGUACGUGCAGGUGAUAUAUGAGAAUGAAAAAGGCUCGUGCUGGAUGCUACCAGAGUUCCCGAAAAUCCAGAUGAGGAUAAGGCAAGGUGAAGGUGAAUAUGGUGUUAUGGUGACGUCAUGACGACUAGAACGAAUAAAGCAGAGACUUUAGAGUGUAUUUUUUCUCUUGGCUUGUUUGCUGUGUAAUGUUGUUUUUGAUAGAGGUCUAGGCGUACCCUAGACUCCAGGUGUAACACUAGGUUUCUUGUGGGAAUUCACCCCUGAAACCAACGAUGAAAAAAAAAUCAAUUAGGUGUUAUAGAGUUUCUAUUGUGAUCGUAAAAUCAAUAUUGUAACGGAACUUUUUUCACAAAUACCAUCAAAAUGAUAUAUGAAGUAUGGAAUAUACUGUGUAAGUGGCAGUUGCUAUUCUUGGUUUUUACAUGGUCACAGAUUCAUAUUCAAGGUUAAAUAAUGCAGACAUUUGGCAAAAUGACGGUCGAAGUUGUGACUUUUCUUAGUGCGGUUGACAGUGGUACUGCAGA